CUACCGUAGUUGCGGAAACGCCACGGAAAUGCCAGUUUAGGGUUUACACACCCAUGUGAAGUUCUCCAAGUGCUCUUAUCGUUACUAAUGUUAAUAUAUCCAGAAGCAGGACCGUUUCAAAUAUUCCUGCACACAUAACUUCACUAGAUGCAGCGUGUUUGAGUCGUAAAUUGAGACGAAGAAUGGCAUCCAGCGCAGUUUACACGCACAGAGACCCUAUGCUGAAGAAGAGAGAUGACUUUGAGGACAUUUUGGAGGAGAGGAGGAACUCCAGUGACCUGAGAUACGCCCUCAGAUGUUACACUCCGGUUCUUUACAAAGGAGUGACGCCGUGUAGCUCCAGCGUGCUGAAGAGCAUAGUGCUUCAGUCUGAUCAGCUGCACUAUGUCAUCAGUCAGGUUUCUAAAGAGACGGGGAAGACGACUGAAGACAUUCAGGAGGAGGCGUCGGCCAUCCUGGAGGAGAUGGCUCACUCUCAGCAGCUUAGCACCAUUCGCUUCUUUGCCUUCACACUCAGCAAGAUCUUUAAAACCCUGUUCAGGAGCAUCUGUGUCAACGAGGAGGGCAUCCAGAGGCUCCAACAGGCCAUUCAGGAGCACCCGGUAGUCCUGUUACCCAGUCACCGUAGCUACAUGGACUUCCUGCUGAUGUCAUACAUCCUGUAUACCUACGACCUGGCUCUGCCUGUCAUCGCUGCCGGCAUGGACUUCAUGGCGAUGAAAUUUGUUGGGGAGAUGCUGCGGAUGUCCGGCGCUUUCUUUAUUCGGAGGUCGUUUGGUGGAGACAAACUGUACUGGGCCGUCUUCUCAGAGUACGUCAGGACCAUUUUGAAGAAUGGAUUUGCACCAGUUGAAUUUUUCCUUGAGGGAACCAGAAGCCGGACGGCCAAGUCUUUGACUCCAAAGUUAGGUCUGCUGAACAUUGUCAUGGAUCCGUACCUUAAAGGCGAGGUGUUUGACGUUAACAUGGUCCCAGUCAGCAUCAGCUAUGAGAGGAUCUUAGAGGAGGCGCUUUAUGCCCGAGAGCUGCUGGGUAUUCCCAAACCCAAGGAGUCCACCUCAGGUCUGAUUAAAGCCAGAAAGGUCCUCAGUGAAGACUAUGGCAGCAUCCAUGUGUAUUUUGGUCAACCUCUGUCUGUCAGAAGUUUAGCCCAGGGCAAAGUUAACCGCUGCCAGUUCAACCUGGUACCAAGACACAUUCCCAAGAGACCUGGUGAGGACAUCCACAACUUUGUGAAUGACUCCGCUUACAGGCUGGUGCGGGCCCAGGAGGAGAACAUGGUCCUGAAGCCGUGGGUCCUUCUGGCCUCUCUGCUGCUACAGAACCAGGCGGAGGGGCAGAAACAGGGGAUGAUGCUGGACGAGCUGACUACACAAGCUGCGUGGCUCCGGGAUCUUUCCCGGCAGUACGGAGCGUUCCUCCACUGGCCCGACCACGUUGCUCCAUCAGAGGUAGUUUCCUCCAGUCUUUCCCUGCAUCGAGGCUUAGUGAGGAUCUGUGAGGGAAGAGUCCAGCUCGCUGUGGAACAAGGAGGACCAGCGGGGCCAGGGGGGCCUCACAGCGCCGUCACUCCUGAAGAGGAGCUGUUGAGUCAGGCAGUCAUCAUUCUCUCCUGCGCCUCCUACAGGAACCAAGCGCUGCACGUCUUUCUGCGACCGGCUCUGCUGGCCUCAGCCAUCCACACUGCAUCUUCCAACCAGAAACAGGAGGUCUUCAACAGUUUCAGCUUCCUAAGAAACAUGUUCUCCAAUGAGUUCAUCCUCUGUCCUGGAGCUACAGUGCAGGACUUUGAGGAGGCCUGUUACCUGCUGGUGAAGACUGGAGCUCUGCAGGUCACCCACCAGGAGGUUCUGGUUACAGAAAGAGGGCAGAGAACACUGGCCUUCCUCACCAGCAUGCUGGAUCCCUUCGUACAAGGAUACCAGGUGGUGUGUCGCUUCCUGUGCGAAGAGGCCACUGAGUCUUUGACAGAAAAACAGUUUAUUCCCGCCGUCCGGAAGUUCAUCACCAAACAUCUUUUAGCAGGUAGACUGAGACACACUGAGGUGUUGUCGUCUGACCUCCAGAAGAACUGUCUGGCAGCUUUUCUACGACUCGGAGCUGUGCGGAAAAUCAAAGGAGCGGAGCAGGGGACGUUAAAGGUCAACCGGGUGAUGGUGAACUCAUUGGAAGACACUCUUGGAGGAAAACUCCCCACUCAGAAAGCUGUCAUCGCUCGCCUCUAAUUCACUGACCUCAUUAGCCUGCGAAGGGUCGAGUCUCUCCACCUUCAUCGACGACGUCUCAGCUGUCCUCUGUCCGCCUCGUCUCAGAGGCGCCGCAGCCGAACUGCCUCUAUGAGAGAUGGAACAAAAAAAUCUGGUGACGGCUCAGUUUAUUUUAUUUUCUCUCUUCACCUCUCUUUUUAAUACAUCUUAUUUCUCUCUCUCUCAAUUCUUUCUAUUAAAAACCUUUUAUAAAUGGUCACAGAGCCAGGUGAGUAAGGCGUCAUUCUGGAAAACUGACCUUUAGCGAUGAGCAGCCUCGUGAAAGCUUCUGAAUGUGCCGGCUCCACUCAGGAUAGUGGCCAUUCUCCAUUAAUGCAUUUGAUGUGAAUCCUUUAACAUUCAGCGUGGCGUUUCUUUGUGUUAUUCCCGGUCUGUUUAUUAGCUGUUAGCCUUUUUUUUCUGAGCACUUUACGAAAUUUAUUCAUGCGAUGUGGUGUGGAUCUUAACACUCUUUCAACACUGUUUUCUCCUUUUCGUUCUUUUUUUUUGUGGAACAGAAGUUGCUAAAAUUGGUGAAUACAAAGAUUUGGGGUGUAACGUAUUUUAGCUUUAGGUAAACGAUUAUUUUCUUUUGUACUGUCUAAAUAGCUGAUAUUUUUGAGUUGAAUUGCCACAGACCUAACACCUACUUGAAAAAUACCUUAUGCCAGGUGUCAUUGUUGGAUUUAAACCACCCUCAGGCCUUUUGCCAAACACUCCGAGCUUCAUUUGUCUCUGUUUACAAAGUGGAGAUAAUGCUACAAGCAUAAUGCCAGUUUUUGCCAAACUCCAUGUAAAAUUAAAGUAAGUUAUACUGAAGCACUACCAGCUACACCAAAGGAACAAGUUUGAAUUUUUGUUGGCUGUUUGAGAUAACAUACACACGUUCUCAUGUUCUCAAGUCUAAAAUAGUGAAGUUCAUAGUUACUGAAUUCAAGUCAGAAUGUGUUUAUUUAUUUUCAAAGCGAUACACACUGGAUAUAAUUUUGUUACAUGGGGAAGGAAGGAAGGGCCCAAAAACCCAGAGGGAUAGUAAAAAGAGCUUUAAAAU
This is a messenger RNA of Plectropomus leopardus (leopard coralgrouper), 3297 nucleotides long. It is a transcript of the gene gnpat, whose product is annotated as glyceronephosphate O-acyltransferase. Lineage: Eukaryota; Metazoa; Chordata; Actinopteri; Perciformes; Serranidae. Gene Ontology annotation, cellular component: mitochondrial membrane; peroxisomal membrane. Gene Ontology annotation, biological process: phospholipid biosynthetic process; triglyceride biosynthetic process; ether lipid biosynthetic process. The record is from RefSeq and is a predicted model, not a curated record. Gene Ontology annotation, molecular function: glycerone-phosphate O-acyltransferase activity; glycerol-3-phosphate O-acyltransferase activity.